Molecule: messenger RNA, 1647 nt
Organism: Mesocestoides corti
Lineage: Eukaryota; Metazoa; Platyhelminthes; Cestoda; Cyclophyllidea; Mesocestoididae
Source: the annotation of a GenBank genome assembly
AUGCAAACAGGAACUAAGAUAGUCCUUGUUUUAUUUACCAUUGCAGCAGUCAACUCUCAAAUCCCUUGGAAGGGCGGGGUAAAGUACCUCAUCAAUCCACCGGGAGGUGGAAAAUUCACCGUCUUGGAACGCCCACAGCCGCGUCCCCCAACCAGGAAUUACCGUGGGCCGGGAUGGCAGCGGGACGUCCUUAUGGAGCAUGACACUGUUAACAAGAAAGACUCACCCCCAGACCCUCUGAGUUUGGAUAAAUUUGUGGAAAAACCUACAGGACGGUGGUGGCUGGAUUCGCUGGCGAGGCUGCUUCACAACCAUCCCCUGCAUUUGACGAAGUACGUGAGGGAGAUAUCAAUUCCCACAAAGGAAUCCCUCAACUUUGAGACGCCCCCGCGACUGCUCAACUUCCCAAGAUCACAUCGGCAGGCCUCCGUUGAGACAGGGAGCUGGCCGAUUUACGACCAAGUUUGGGCCGUCCACAAACUUCGUCGACUUCUCAGUAGUUAUCGUCAGUGGUUUUCCCCACGUCAAUGGAAGCAGUUCCUUCAGAAGACGCCCUCUCAGCCCCAAUUAACCCAAGAAAAACAAGAAGAAUCUGUUCAUCUAGAACUUCUGGAAGCAGCCGUGACAGGAGUGAGAAUGGCUCUGGCUGAAUGCCAAUAUCAAUUCCGGGGUGAGCGUUGGAAUUGCAGUGAGGUGCUCUCGGAUAAAAACGCGCUUUUUGGCAAUGUUCUACUCAAGGGUGUUCCCGAAACAGCGUUCGUCUACGCUCUGGUGAGUGCGAGUGUGGUGCGCGCAGUCUCGGAGGCGUGUCUGACUAGCCUCCGCAACUGUCCGUGCAACAAUCGCGGGCGAGAGACACACGAGGAAAGAGAUCGCGACGUCGUGAACUGGCAGUGGCAGGGGUGUGAUCAUAACAUUCAUUAUGGAAGGAAAUUCGGUCGACGCCUACUUGACCCACUGGAGACUGGGGGAUUCCACAUUCGAUUCCUCAUGAACCUGCAUAAUUAUCGAGUUGGUCGAAGGGUAGUCGCGGAGAAUAUGCAGCGGUACUGUAGAUGUCAUGGAACAAGCGGAUCCUGUACUCUAAAGACAUGCUAUCGACGGACACCCUCGAUGCGUCUCAUUGGAAACGAACUGAAGGCAAAGUAUGAAAAGGCAGCUCAAGUUAUGAGAGAUAACACUCUACCAAUGAACUUGGACCAUCACACCUCCAGAGAUUUCAGCAGGGGGAACUCGAUUAUCCAAUUGAACCGAUGGAACAACCAGCGCACUCUUCGCGAGGUCGAUCAUAAUUCACUGCUUUACCGAAACAGUGCCCUUCCACGACAGCCGUCCCUCCUCAAGGUCAGUUUUGACCGGUCGGGACACGACCAGCGGCCCACGACUCAGGAGUUGGUCUUCUACGAGCAGCCCUCGCCGGAGCUCUUCUGUGACCCCAACCCCCACCUGCACAUCCUGGGCACCCGGGGCCGAGCCUGUAACUCAACGUCCCCUGGGAGGGACAACUGUCGCUCCCUCUGCUGCAGUCGGGGCCACAGGACCCACCGCUACUACGGCCUCGAAAACUGCGAAUGCAAAUUUAUCUGGUGCUGUCGUGUCGAGUGCCAGAAGUGCUUGGUGCUCAAGACACAAGAAACAUGCAUGUAA